UCUACUGAUUAAAAAUAAUAAUUUCCCAAUCGCUUUGUUCACUAGGGUUAGUGUUCAAGAUCGCGUUGUAUGUAUUAUUAACUAACGCAGGCGGUGCGAGCACGCAGUCAUUGAGUGAGGCAUCAUGGCAACGCGCGGGUGCCUGUUGCUGCUCUUUAUAGGCGCUUGCGCAGCGCACGACUGUCUCGAACUCACCCUCUCCGACCAAACUAUACUUACAGACUCUUUACUAAAUGGGACCAUUCUAAAACUCGCGACGAAAAAUGAAAGUUUGGACGAUAGUGUUCGAUUUAACGUCCUGGAACUAUGGGAUAAAUUCCCAAAGAUUGUGGUGCCGACGAAUGGGACGAGUGAGCAGUGCCGGAGAGAGAGCCAGGUGUACCUGGAUAGCUUGGACCGACUCGAGCUGUGGGCGCUUAAAAUGUUCGACGCGUCAGCCAAGCCACCAUCAGGUAUCCUGAGCGGCAAUGCCAACCAAUAUGGCGACUUCGACGAGUGUCUCAGCGUAGAUGGACCGGUCCGAGGGAAAUACUGCCUUGCUAACCUGGAGAUCGACUUCCGAGGAGACGAGAAGAUAGAAACUAUUGACAAGUUGGUCCAUAGUGGGCAUUAUAUUAGAAGCAAUGCUACUGAUAUGGGUCACCGCGUGCCCCGCUACUCCAGCCUGCUGUGGGGUGUAUGCAUCCCCAGCUCGUGCAGCAGCUUCGACCUGGAGGAGGAGCUGGCCUCGCGCCUGCGCCCUCUCAGGAUCUCCGUCAAAGUGCACAACACCAUGUGCUCCGUCAAGAACGCCAAGCGGCCCUACUCUUUUGGGAAGACGCUUUCCAUAACAUUCUUCCUGGCCAUCAUACUUCUACUCAGUCUCGGGACCAUUCUCGACGACGGCAAGGAAGGUUCCACGAACUUCGAGAAACUUCUCAAUGCGUUUUCACUCAAACGUAACCUGAAGAAAGUCUUUGACUUAUCAGAUGAGCCUAGUAGGGUGAAAGGAGUGGAUGCGUUUAGAGGCCUAAACGCGUUUGCCCUUCUAGUAGCCCACAAGUCUAUGGCCAUGGCGCAUAAUCCUUACGUGAACAAAGUUACUUAUUCUGCGGUAUUCGGUAUGCCCUGGGCAGUGGUCGGCCGGUCAGCGAUCCUAUACACGGAUAGCUUUCUCUACCUCAGCGGGUUCCUCAACGCCAACAACUUGCUCCAGGAACUGGAGAGGAAAGGCACCAUUGACAUAAAGAACAGACUCAUCGCGAGGUGGUUUAGACUAUUCCCCCUCUUCCUGAGUCUAAUGCUGUUCUGCACGUACAUCCUGCCCGAUGUCAACAACGGCCCGCAGUGGAACCUGGUGGUGGAAGAGCACAGCCGCGUCUGCGAGAAGAACAUGUGGAAGAGCUUCCUCUUCAUACACAACUACUUCGGAUUUGAAGAUAUGUGUCUCACCCACACGCACCAGAUCGGCAUCGAUAUGCAGUUGUACGUGGCUACGUUACCCCUGAUGCUGGUGCUGUGGAGAUCACGGACCCUGGGCUGGACCCUAGUGAUCGGCAUCGCCGUCGCUUCCACCGUCCUCCGAUACCUCGCCAUCUACGCCUAUAACAUUAGCAUGUUCGUCUAUUUCGGUAUCACAGUGCAGAAACUUCUAGACGCAGCACGUUAUUGCUACAUUCUACCGACACAUCGAGCGACUAUCUAUCUGAUUGGCGUUGCUAUGGCUUACUUCAUGAGGACGAAAAAACUGAACUUCACAUUGUCUUCCAUGCAAACCCGCAUACUCUGGGCGCUUACCAUGGGCAUAAUGGGAUUCACAUUAUGCUACCCGUACCAGAUGGGACUGGAAGGCUACACGUUCGAACCCGGCCCAGCUGCUUCCUUCGCCGCCUUCUCUCCCAUUAUGUGGGGCGUCUACAUGAGCCUCGCCCACUGGGCCAUCUGUAAUAGCUAUACCAAUGAAAAAGCAGCGGCGUUCGUAGAAUCGCGAGUGUUCAAAUUCUUCAACAAGAUUGCAUACGGCGUGUACCUUACUCAGUUCCCCAUCUUCUUCUACAACGUGGGUGUGCAACGACACGCAGAGUUCUACUCGCCGCUGUUGCUUCUGCACAUACCGGAGAUGUUCACAGUGUUCGCUAUCUCAGUGCUCGCCACCGUCGCUGUCGAGAUGCCGUUCAACCAGGUCUACAGAAUAUACUUCGGAAAAUCAAAGACGAAAUUAAAAGACAAAUAGAUGAUGAUGAUAAAAGACUAAUAUUAAUAUGUAAUUAUAGUUAAGAUUUAAUUUAGCCAAGCAUCACGCAUUAGUUCGUAAUUAUUGACUUAUUUUUAUACUGUAACGAUUUUAUAAGAUAUACAUGUUAAGUUAUUGAAAUAAAAAGAAAUCUUUGUAUAUAAA
This is a messenger RNA of Pectinophora gossypiella (pink bollworm), 2377 nucleotides long. It is a transcript of the gene drd, whose product is annotated as nose resistant to fluoxetine protein 6-like. The record is from RefSeq and is a predicted model, not a curated record. NCBI's taxonomy places the organism in Eukaryota, Metazoa, Arthropoda, Insecta, Lepidoptera, Gelechiidae. The coding region runs from base 125 to 2212 and encodes 695 amino acids. The transcript has 12 exons. Gene Ontology annotation, molecular function: acyltransferase activity, transferring groups other than amino-acyl groups.